CAGGCAAUCAAUAUUAGUCAUCCAUUCGGUUUGAAAAUCUGGAAACCUGCACUUUACCCAAAAUCUCGCAGCAUCGAUUACAAAUCAUACGAAGCGCUUCAUUCUGUUCCUGGCUCGGUUUCAUCUCGUUUUCUUUAUCUGUCACCUGAUAAUCUUUGUUGGACACUGUUAUUUGGCUGGUGGAUUGCCUUGAUCUAUGUCAUAGUCGCCAUUGGAAUACUGGGCCCUAUAUGCUUGAUUGGUUAUUUAGGUUAUGGAGUAUGUUGGGUGUUACUAAAUCUAGCAGACUACAUGUUUUGGCCAUUUGGCAAGUUUAUUGCAAAGAAAAAGGGUUAUCAUAUGGUUUUUGAACAAGUCGUGGAUAAUGCUGCUACCAUGGACUCGAAUCCAAUCCCUCAUCCUGCCCAAGAAUACGUAGGCAUUGACAUCAAUGAUCCAUUACAAUCAUCUAAUCAUGGUGCUCGUAGUGUUCAAGCCGAUGGCUCAUACUAUGUCAAUGGGCAUUUGGAAGGAGGUGAACUACAAGAUCUACUAACAGAGUUUUCUCUUGGUGUUGGUCGUCACGAUCACUACUCUUGGCCAUCUUGGGUUCCUUGUUUUGUCAGACGUACUUGGAAUGCUGGAUUUUCUGGAUUUACAUUUUACGUUGUGGCUCUCUUGAUUAUCGCACCUGUUCAUUUGAUUGUCAGCGCUAUUUGCUUUUUCUUCAUCUUUCCUGUUCCCAUGGCAAGACUUACCUAUGUGUUGCUUCGUCAUCUACUGCGGACUCCUUUGCCUGUUCGCAAUACAGCACGUUCAUAUUCAAGACCUCACAGCGAAUAUGAAAUUGUGCUGUGCACUUAUCACUCAAUGGGAUUUGCUUAUUACAAGUACACGGUGGAUGGCACAAACAUCAUCUUUAUCAACUUGCUCUUCAUGAUUGCAUUUACAUUGUUUGACUUUUAUGUCAUUGGCCCAAGCAAUGGAUACACUGGCAUUGCUGGUCAUGGUCCAAUCUUUGUGUUUGCGUUACUGAGUGUGAUCCCACUUGCAUACUUUAUUGGCAUGGCAGUCUCUAGCAUUACUGCCCACACGGGAUCUGUAGCAAUUGGUUCGGUCAUUAAUGCUACCUUUGGCAGUAUUAUUGAAAUUAUUCUAUACAUCAUUGCAUUGAUGGAAGGAAAAAACCAGCUGGUUGAAGGGUCGAUCAUUGGUUCCUUUUUAGCUGGCUUGCUUGCACUUCCUGGUGUUGCCAUGUUUUCUGGUGGAUUGGUUCGUAAAGAACAGCGAUUCAAUGCAAAAAGUGCUGGUGUUACUAGCACUAUGAUGGUGGUUGCCGUAAUUGGAGUAUUUACACCCACUCUAUUUCAGACCAUUUAUGGGUCAGUCCAGAUCUACUGCUCCGACUGUCAUGUUCGAGGCUCUAAUCUUGCCCAAACCAUUGUGACAAUGGCAUCUGAUUCUACAAACUCAAGUUGCAGACAAUGCUCAAUCAGCAAGGUUCCUCCAUCCAGAGACCACGUUUAUCUCACGUCGACAAAACCACUCAUGUAUUUCUGUGCGAUUGUUUUGGUUCUUACCUAUGCGGUUGGACUUUGGUUUUCUCUUGGAACUCAUGCAAGUGGUCGCGAUGAUGCUUCUUCUGCUCGAUCUGAAUCUGAUGAAUCCGAUCAAGAAGGUGGUCAUGACAAUCCUGGUUGGAGUUCUUUUAAAUCAGCAUUGGUACUGCUUGCAUGCACUGUUCUUUACUCGAUCAUUGCAGAAGUUUUGAUUGAUUCAAUCGACUUUGUUUUAGAAACGUUUCCUAUGGAUGAAAAAACAUUGGGAUUGACUAUUUUUGCCAUUGUUCCCACCAUCACCGAGUUUUACAAUGCUAUUGCGUUUGCAGUGAAUGGAAACAUUGUACUGUCGUUGGAAAUUGGGUCGGCGUAUGCCAUACAAGUUGCUUUGUUGCAAAUUCCGGCUUUGGUAGCCUUUUCUGCCGUGUGGGAAUGUGGUCAUGGCGAAGGUGUCGAAUCGCAAAACUUUACUCUUGUUUUUCCCAACUGGGAUUUUUACUCGGUCAUGUUUGCCAUGUUUCUCUUGACCUAUAUCUACAUUGAAGGCAAGAGCAACUAUUUCAAGGGAGCUAUUUUAUUAUUGAGUUAUUCGAUGCUGAUGGCAGCGUUUUUCUUUGUCCCAAAAGGCAUGGAUGGACUACUCUUUGGUAUUUGA
Molecule: messenger RNA, 2193 nt
Organism: Batrachochytrium dendrobatidis JAM81
Lineage: Eukaryota; Fungi; Chytridiomycota; Chytridiomycetes; Rhizophydiales
Exons: 6
Biological process (GO): calcium ion transmembrane transport; intracellular calcium ion homeostasis
Cellular component (GO): endomembrane system; membrane
Molecular function (GO): calcium:proton antiporter activity
Source: RefSeq, a predicted model, not a curated record